GGGUCGUGAAGAGCCGAAAGGACAUAAAGUCUCGAAUCAGAUCUUUAAGUUCUUAUUCGAGCACCAAGCUCAAAGAGCUCUUUAUCUUACUACGGACGUCCACCUCAACUCGCCAAGAUGAGGGUGGUCCUGUUAGUAAUGGGAAUAGGAAUGGUUUUGGGAUGUUUAGCAGACCAAGAACAACAGCCCGUCAAGGAAAAUGCAGAUAUAGAAGUCGACAAACGACGAGUCAUCUAUGCUCCAGAGUGCCGAAGAUACACUGUCUUCAACAGCUUUGACCGAGCGAUGGGCAAUACCGCACAGAAUAGCAUCAGGUGUGACCAGAAAGACCUUCCUGGUAAUCUCUGGUACCGCUUCCUCGGCGCAGCAGGAAAUGCCAUGCCAACAAGUUGUGUACCUGUGAAACGCUGUGGUACCCAUGCCCCUGGAUGGAUGGUCGGAUCUCAUCCCAGCCUUCGUUACAGCCUGGUGACACGCAAGGUGUGCUAUCACUGGAGUGGCAGCUGCUGCAGGUGGAGCAACAACAUCAAAGUCAGGAACUGUGGCGGAUUUUAUGUCUACCAGCUACCCAAGACACCCAACUGUUGGCUUCGCUACUGCGGCAAUCGGGGAUCGCUUCCACCACCUCCUCCUCCUCCAGAGUGCCGAAGAUACACUGUCUUCAACAGCUUUGACCGAGCGAUUGGCAAUACCGCACAGAAUAGCCUCAGGUGUGACCAGAGAGACCUUCCUGGUAAUCUCUGGUACCGCUUUCUCGGCGCAGCAGGAAAUGCCAUGCCAACAAGUUGUGUACCUGUAAAACGCUGUGGUACCCAUGCCCCUGGAUGGAUGGUCGGAUCUCAUCCCAGCCUUCGUUACAGCCUGGUGACACGCAAGGUGUGCUAUCACUGGAGUGGCAGCUGCUGCAGGUGGAGCAACAACAUCAAAGUCAGGAACUGUGGCGGAUUCUACGUCUACCAGCUACCCAAGACACCCGUCUGUAUGCUUCGCUACUGCGGCAAUCGGGGAUCGCUUCCACCUCCUCCUUCUCCAGAGUGCCGAAGAUACACUGUCUUCAACAGCUUUGACCGAGCGGUGGCCAAUACCGCACAGAAUAGCCUCAGGUGUGACCAGAGAGACCUUCCUGGUAAUCUCUGGUACCGCUUCCUCGGUGCAGCAGGAAAUGCCAUGCCAACAAGUUGUGUACCUGUGAAACGCUGUGGUACCCAUGCCCCUGGAUGGAUGGUCGGAUCUCAUCCCAGCCUUCGUUACAGCCUGGUGACACGCAAGGUGUGCUAUCACUGGAGUGGCAGCUGCUGCAGGUGGAGCAACAACAUCAAAGUCAGGAACUGUGGCGGAUUCUACGUCUACCAGCUACCCAAGACACCCGUCUGUAUGCUUCGCUACUGCGGCAAUCGGGGAUCGCUUCCACCUCCUCCUCCUGCAGAGUGCCGAAGAUACACUGUCUUCAACAGCUUUGACCGAGCGAUUGGCAAUACCGCACAGAAUAGCCUCAGGUGUGACCGGAGAGACCUUCCUGGUAAUCUCUGGUACCGCUUCCUCGGCGCAGCAGGAAAUGCCAUGCCAACAAGAUGUGUACCUGUAAAACGCUGUGGUACCCAUGCCCCUGGAUGGAUGGUCGGCUCUCAUCCCAGCCUUCGUUACAGCCUGGUGACACGCAAGGUGUGCUAUCACUGGAGUGGAAGCUGCUGCAGGUGGAGCAACAACAUCAAAGUCAGGAACUGUGGCGGAUUCUACGUCUACCAGCUACCCAAGACACCCGUCUGUUGGCUUCGCUACUGCGGCAAUCGGGGAUCGCUUCCACCUCCUCCUCCAGAGUGCCGGAGAUACACUAUUUUCAACAGCUUUGACCGAGCGAUUGGCAAUACCGCACAGAAUAGCCUCAAGUGUGACCAGAGAGACCUUCCUGGUAAUCUCUGGUACCGCUUCCUCGGCGCAGCAGGAAAUGCCAUGCCAACAAGUUGUGUACCUGUAAAACGCUGUGGUACCCAUGCCCCUGGAUGGAUGGUCGGCUCUCAUCCCAGCCUUCGUUACAGCCUGGUGACACGCAAGGUGUGCUAUCACUGGAGUGGCAGCUGCUGCAGGUGGAGCAACUACAUCAAAGUCAGGAACUGUGGCGGAUUUUAUGUCUACCAGCUACCCAAGACACCCGUCUGUUGGCUUCGCUACUGCGGCAAUCGGGGAUCGCUUCCACCUCCUCCUCCAGAGUGCCGAAGAUACACUGUCUUCAACAGCUUUGACCGAGCGAUUGGCAAUACCGCACAGAAUAGCCUCAGGUGUGACCAGAGAGACCUUCCUGGUAAUCUCUGGUACCGCUUCCUCGGCGCAGCAGGAAAUGCCAUGCCAACAAGAUGUGUACCUGUAAAACGCUGUGGUACCCAUGCCCCUGGAUGGAUGGUCGGCUCUCAUCCCAGCCUUCGUUACAGCCUGGUGACACGCAAGGUGUGCUAUCACUGGAGUGGAAGCUGCUGCAGGUGGAGCAACUUCAUCAAAGUCAGGAACUGUGGCGGAUUUUAUGUCUACCAGCUACCCAAGACACCCGUCUGUUGGCUUCGCUACUGCGGCAAUCGGGGAUCGCUUCCACCUCCUCCUCCUCCAGAGUGCCGAAGAUACACUGUCUUUAACAGCUUUGACCGAGCGGUGGCCAAUACCGCACAGAAUAGCCUCAGGUGUGACCAGAGAGACCUUCCUGGUAAUCUCUGGUACCGCUUCCUCGGUGCAGCAGGAAAUGCCAUGCCAACAAGUUGUGUACCUGUGAAACGCUGUGGUACCCAUGCCCCUGGAUGGAUGGUCGGCUCUCAUCCCAGCCUUCGUUACAGCCUGGUGACACGCAAGGUGUGCUAUCACUGGAGUGGAAGCUGCUGCAGGUGGAGCAACUACAUCAAAGUCAGGAACUGUGGCGGAUUCUACGUCUACCAGCUACCCAAGACACCCGUCUGUAUGCUUCGCUACUGCGGCAAUCGGGGAUCGCUUCCACCUCCUCCUCCAGAGUGCCGGAGAUACACUAUUUUCAACAGCUUUGACCGAGCGAUUGGCAAUACCGCACAGAAUAGCCUCAGGUGUGACCAGAGAGACCUUCCUGGUAAUCUCUGGUACCGCUUCCUCGGCGCAGCAGGAAAUGCCAUGCCAACAAGAUGUGUACCUGUAAAACGCUGUGGUACCCAUGCCCCUGGAUGGAUGGUCGGAUCUCAUCCCAGCCUUCGUUACAGCCUGGUGACACGCAAGGUGUGCUAUCACUGGAGUGGCAGCUGCUGCAGGUGGAGCAACAACAUCAAAGUCAGGAACUGUGGCGGAUUCUAUGUCUACCAGCUACCCAAGACACCCGUCUGUUGGCUUCGCUACUGUGGCCGCGGCUACUAAAAUGACUGAAAGACGAUCUGAACUCGACUUGGAAUGUAGCCCAUUUUUAAACUUCAAGAACGAAAAAGUCAACCCAAACAUGAAAAGUUAUAUGAAAAGUCAGUUAUAGUUACGCUAAAUAAUGAUAAAAAGAAACAUAAGGUAAUGUUGUGUAAUUCUUAAUUUUUGCAAGUUAUUUUAGUAAAUUGAAUAAUGAGCAUUGAA
Messenger RNA from Nematostella vectensis (starlet sea anemone), 3564 nucleotides. RefSeq lists its product as uncharacterized. The record is from RefSeq and is a predicted model, not a curated record. Bases 118 to 3360 code for a protein of 1080 amino acids. The transcript is spliced from 12 exons. NCBI's taxonomy places the organism in Eukaryota, Metazoa, Cnidaria, Anthozoa, Actiniaria, Edwardsiidae.